AUGGAGCCGAGUUGCUAUGAGAGGAUCGCGGCCCUGAGGAGCAUCGGGGAUCAUUGCGUCUAUGCGGAUGAAUUCUGGCUCCUGCUCCAGAAGAAGAAUGCCCCCAUUUGCUACGUUUGGUUUGAGCCAACCCCCUGGAUGGACAUAACCCAGGGGCUUCUGAAGACAAUUUAUGUCAACAAGAUGGUCAAAGCUGGUUACAUAGUUAAAAUAUUGAUAGCAGAUUGGUUUGCCCAACGGAACCAUAGGAUUUGCAGCAAUAAAUAUGUAAUAAGGAAAAUUGGCUUCUACAAUAUUGAGAUGUGGAAAGCAGCUGGCAUGGAUCUUGACAGAGUAGAGCUUGUAUGGUUCUCAGAUGUGUUGGAAAGGCAUGCAUCUGAUUACUGGCCACUUGCCCUGGAUGUCUCCAGAAAAUGCACUCUAAAAAGAAUGGCAAGCUGUUGCACGGAAACAGCCCCAUAUGACCCGCGACUGCCUGCUGCUGUGAUAUUUUACCCAUGCAUGCAAGUUGCUGCUAUAUUAUGUCCGAAGUUGCAGGCGGAUAUAUGGCUCUUCAGCAUGGAUCAGCAAGAAAUUGUCAUGCUAACCAGAGAGUAUUGUGAAGACAUAAAAAGCGAAAGCAAACCAACUAUUAUGUUUACAGAUACACUACCUAAUUUAGUAGAUAAUCCUUAUAUUGUACUAAAGGACCCUUAUAACAUGAGGGAACCAAAAUGGAACAUCUUCAUGCACGAUAAGGAGUGCGCUUUGAAUGGAAAAAUAAGCAGGGCUGUCUGUCCUCCAAAAGUAGCAGUAUGCAACCCAUGUUUGGAGUACAUCAAAUAUGUUAUGUUCCCUUGGUUUGGGAAGUUUGAGGUAGCGCAGAAGGAACAGAGUGGUGUUAACAAGUCAUUUGAAUGCAUGGAAGAUCUUAUUGUUGAUUAUGAAAGUGGCGAUCUUGAUCCUCUCAACGUUAAGUUGGCUUUUGAAAAAGGAAUAUGCAAAAUAUUAGAGGUAAUUAUUGCUUCCUUAUGA
Messenger RNA from Triticum turgidum subsp. durum (durum wheat), 1014 nucleotides. Lineage: Eukaryota; Viridiplantae; Streptophyta; Magnoliopsida; Poales; Poaceae. The record is from the annotation of a GenBank genome assembly.